AUUACUCUUGCUCUGAUUGGCUAUGAACUGCAGGAAUCAGUUUUCACUCGAGCUGGGAAAAAGAAGAAAGUCCCCUUUUGCCUUUGAACGAGUCCCUUGGUUUGGGGACAGCUGUGUUGUAGCAAGGGAGGUCUGAGCAGACUCUGACCUACAUACAAACAAUGUUAUUGGUUUCAAGAAGCCUAGGCUUUGGAACUUAACAAUAAUAACACAUCACACCUUUUAGAUAGUUAUCUUUACUGUGUUCCCAUAGACUAUGUCACAGUAUUCCCACAACUAUCUUCUAGUUCCAAUCCCUGAAUACCCUUUGGUGGACUGUGACCCGAACAGGAACAUCAAGAUUGUGGUUCUCGGGGGCAGCGGAGUUGGAAAAACAGGUAAGAUUGAAAAGUUAUUUUUUAAAUUGUACACUUUCAUUAUGUUUGUCUUACGUCCUUUUCUAUGGGCAAUAUAAAACUUAAAAGAAGUGUCGAUUGCUGUACAGAUUUACUACCAGCAUAUUGCUUGUCCUCAUUUCCUCCUUGUAUUCCUAAUUUCAGGCAAACAAUAGUAAUAUAUAGCCUGACGCAUUAUAUUGUAAGCAUGUGUAUAUAACUAAAUAUUUCUACUAUACAUAAAAAUGUUUCUUAAGAAUCUAGAAUGCUUGUUGCCAGCAGUGAAACUUAUUAGAAGGCGCCGUACUGAGGCAUGAAUAGUUAAUGUCACCUGGGGAUUAUUCACUAAACAUUGCAUUAUUGUGAAUUAAAACCAAAUUGGAAAGUUUAGGCAAAAACAGACAGUUUUUCAAUUUUAUUUUAAGUUUGUUUCUUCUUUGCUCUUAUGUUCACACUUUAAAAAUAUAAUGCGCUACAGAAUACGUUGGUGCUAUAUAAAUGUUGAAAAUAGUAAUACACAAUAAUUCCGUGAUUAAUAUAUAAACCAAGUUGUAUGUAUUUGUGAUGUACGACCUUAGUGAUACAGUAUGAGAAAGCUGAAAAAUAUUUACUUUGUCCCCUUGUGAUCCUCUGCAGAGUGAUAAAUGGAUGUACAGAUGUGAUAAGCAGAACCUCAUUCAUCUCUUACAGUUCAGAUAGUGAGAGAGUAGGACUUGCUCACUCUGUAUUCCAACUGGAUGGAUUGCCAAAGGGUGCAGGGAUUCCAAAGUGUUUUGUGACUUGGGGCCCAGUCAUGACUGCCGCUCCAUACAAUUCCUAUUGUAAUGCCACUCCUUGUUACAGUACCACUGAUCUUGGGGAUACUGCUAAGAGCAUAUGGGCGUAGGAUAAUAGUACAGCAGUACUGACGAGGUUUCAAAACGUAAAGGAUCAUAAAAUAAUUUACAAGUUUGACAGUUUAAGUGAAAUCUUAAUAUAACAAUAUCCUCUGUUAGUUCAAUCUCCUACAUGAAAUAAACUAAUGCUCAGCGAUGGGGAAAAGUUUGAAGUAGUCCGCACCUCUUUGAGAUAGUUAGUGAUUUACAUCUGUUCUAUUGAUAUUAUAGCCACUUAGUACUUACUAGAAAUUUCAAAGCAGGGAAGUGAGAACACCAUUUGAAUAUAUGAUGAUAUAAUACUAACUAUACUAUAUCAAAACAACGUUUCUCUCAUCUAACUUCUCUACGAGAUGUCUAAAAACUUCAGUUUAAUGUUAUACAUAGAUGUUGUCCAGAAGCCUUUUUACAUUCUUAGGCUAUCUUUCUGACCUGUAUAUUUUGGACCCAGAUGCUAUCAAAAUUAAUCAAUGAAAGAAGAAAAAAAGAUCUAUACAUUUUAGACAGAAAGGGAUUUAUACAAAAAGCAAAUAUUUGAUAUAUAUUGAUCCAUGAGUCUCUAGUGGGAUAGUUACAUUAGGGAACAUCGCCUAGACUUUAAUUUCACAAUUUAUAUAUAUUUUUUAUUUCCAUGCACUUCUCGGUUGUAAUGUCAGGUUUGGGUUUGAUUCACAAAAUAGGGGUUUGAAUAUGCAAUAUUUAGUACCCACUACUUUUUGUUUUUUAGAGAUGUUAAACUAUCCUUUGAGUUGUUUGUGGGGAACAGAUGAGCAUGUUGCCAAAUUUAUGUCAAGAUUGUUAAACAAUAUGCCAUGUUUUGUUCUAAAUUUACCCAUUCAUUCGUCAGUUCAGAGUUUAUUGACACCCUCUGUUCCUCUGCGUCCAGAUUGUCUUGUUACAAACACUUGUUUGUUAGUCCUGCUAUUGUACAGCGCUGCGGAAUUUGUUUUGGCGCUUUAUUAAUAUUAAUAAUAAUAUUGAAGAAACCAGAUGCACUAAACACUGAAUGACAGUGAAUUUCAAUCUAAAUUACAAAAUGUAGGCCAAAAAAUGUUGAUGUGGAAGCUUCAUACCUCCACUAUUGUCUCAGCAUGGCUAUAACAUUUGCAAUUUGGCUUUUAGUUCACCACACUUUGGUGCUUAGUGAAUAUACCCAUUAAUGUGUGCCCAUUACGUAUCUCAGGUAAUAUGUUAAAUACUAUUAAAGCAAAUGAUGCCUAAUAACAAAUUGAAUAAUUAUUAUUCUCUACUUAAUGACACUUAUAAUACAAAGCUUGAUACAUAUGCAAUGGUUGACAUUUUUAAAGAUCACAGAAAGUUUUGAUAUUUUUACAUUUCAUAUAUCAAAUAUAACUUAGAGCUGCUGUUAAAUGUAAGACUUUCUUAUAUAUAAAACAUGUUUGUAACACGUUUAUAUCUAUGUUUAUUUCCUGCACAGCGUUGAAGUUCACUAAUACAUAUCUACAUGAAUUUUGGGCAGUUACAAAGUUUAAAACUACAAUUGUAAAUUUGUGAAAGAAAAUGUUGCACACAGUAAAUGUGGAGAGAGUCCCUGGUUAACUACGAAUAAAGGGACAUUGUAGUCACCAGAACUACUACAGCUUAAUUUAGUGGUUCUGGUGUCUUAGGCAGCCACUGGAGGAAUUUCCUAGGUUCAGUCCUACAAAUAUUGCAGGAUCUACAUUCAGCAUCUCUAUGCUCUAUGACCAUAGGCUGAUUGUGCAGCGUGGCGAUUUGCAGCUUAUGCACACACUGGGCUCCCAUUGCUUCCCUCUGGUGAAGCAUUGCAUUUGCCAGUGGCGUAACUAGAAACCACGGGGCCCUGGUGCAAAAACUGCCCUGGGGCCCCCCAUAUGUCUACCACCCACCACCCCCCCAUACGUCUACCCUACCCCUCCACGCAUGCAGACAAACAGAUACACAUGCAGACACACACAGAUACACACACACACACACAUACAUACGUAUAGACACACACACACAGUCAUACAGACACACAUAUAUAUAAACACACAGACACAGAGACAAACAUACAGACACACAUAAAUACAUACACACACACAUAUACAAACACACAUACAGAUAAACAUUCAUACAGACACACAUACACAAACACACACACAUACAUACAUACAAACACACACAUAUACAAAAUGUUUUAGUCAGCCUCCUGUUUCCUAUCUUUUAGGUGCAGGAGAUAGACUAUCCCUGGGGUCCAGUGGUGGCUAAGCCUGAUGGGUCUCAGAGUUCCCACUCUGACUCUCUCCUUUUCCUCCCGCUUGGCUCCCUGUGUAAGCUGAGAGGAGUAACCAAGGCUGUCACUUCCUCUCAGCUGUGAUGUCAAAGCGCCACAGCACUGACCAGGCCCCCUGGAAAUUAAUUUCCAUCAGGUGGCCCUAAGAACAUGGGCCACCCGAUGGUUCUACCGCGUGGCCGGGGCCGCAACACAUGGUGGCGGCACCACAGUCACAGGGGUCCGUAGGGCAGCCGGGCCUCCUAUAGUGGCACUGGCACUGGCUAAUAUCAUCAUAAUUGAUGAUCUCAUCUGGAAAGGUGGAAGUGGCCAAAAAGAGACAAGCGUGCAAGGGGAGUAACUUUAAGUAAUUUUCUUCUUUUUAAUUCACAUGGGGGUUGGUGAUAGUCAAAAUCAUUGUUAUAACACUAUAUAGUUAGGAAUACAUGUUGUUCCUUUAAGGUGCACAUAAACUAUCAGACAUACAAUAUUUUGCUAAACUUUUGUAAACUGGAAGACUAUCAUAUAUUCUCGUUAUUUGCUCAUUUCCAAUGUUAGUAUACCUGUAUUAUUUAUAUUCAUUCUAUUGCAUGUCAAUAUAAAUAAAACCUGUGGCAUUCAUUAUCGUAAUUAGGUAAGAAUUACUUUGCCGGUAGUAAGUUCAGAAUUAUUGCCCAAAUGGAAAGCAAUCGAACGAUUCACUAAACUGCGUGGAGAUAAUUAUAAUAAUAAUAAAAAACAUCCAGUCCAUAAGUGCAAUAGAUUUCUCCAGUUGGUGAAUAUAACCGUUGAUUUGUGCCCAUUGCAUUUCUUUUCUUAAGUGGCCCCAGUUCACUGUUAAUGAAUAGACGCCAUCAUGCAGCAGAUAAAAUAGUUUAGUGGCGUGUUAAUUGGAUGUUUUAUAGAUAUACCAUGUUCUAUGAGCAGAUAUACUGCUAACAAAACAAUUUCUUUUAUGUCCCUUUGUCUCAGCAUUGGUCGUACGAUUUCUCACAAAGAGGUUUAUUGGAGACUACGAGGCAAACACUGGUAAGUUUGACCUGUGGGUGGAGACAGAAUCUCAAUAGCCCAGCAUGGGCUCACAAACCGAACACAGCUUUUAGAUGUGUCUGUAAAAUCCUUUUUUACCUCUCCUGUGCAUAUUGGAAUUACGCUAACAAUGCUGCACAGCCUGCUAUUCUCUAUGGGUUGCCUAAUUAAUAUCUCUGUUGUUCUCUGUUGGGCUGAGGAUAAUGGGGUUGGAGUCCAACUGCAGUCGUCCUUUAACACAACAUUAGACCAGAGCCGAAGAGUUCCCUUAGUCAAAUGUUGUGCAAUCGGUGUGAAUUCUGUUUGUGUGCCAGUGGGUUGUGUUUCUAUCCUCUGAGAUAAAAAUGUAAUACGUUACAAGAGCACUUAAGCUGCAUGCCUAACAUGGAAAAAGAGUACAUAUAUUUUCUUUCAAGCUCUUAUGUUGGAAAUAUAGACAGGAAGAAACAAGGACCAAUUUGCUGUUCACAUAAAAUAUUUCUAAUUUUAGAUAUAUUUAAUAAUUACAAUUUUUAAUCCCCAUUUCCAAAUUGAAGGAUAUUAUGGAGGCAAUGACAGUGUCUCUUUAUGGUAAAUGCCUUGAUUUGGUCUCUAAAUUGGGAACGGAAUGAAGACAAGCCACCCUAUGUUGUUGCUACUCUCACUAUAUUUUGCUUCAAGCCUUUUCUACUGCCACUUUGUAGCAAUUAUAUUCAUACUAUAAAAUAAUAAUGAGUGUGAUCUCCGCCUGGGGAGAUCUUGAAAUGCUGGCAAAAAUAAAUGGACAAAAUGUGGAGUAACCGUACAUAAGUUGAAAUGGCCAGUAUAGGGAUCUAAAUAGAGGGGAAAAGGAAACAGGGCAAGGAACCAUUAAACUUAUCAGUUCAAAAGAAAGCCCUCAAAUAUCCUGGUUGGACUAGGUCCAAAAAAUAGUAGUAAUUAAAAUAAAAAAUCUUUAUUAAAUCUUGAAGUAGAAAUAGCCAAAGGUAAGCCCCCCCAAACAAAACAAGAAGGGGAAUCCCCUCUAUAAAGACUAAUUGGUGGUAGAAAUAAUGCUAAAGUCUUAAUAUAGACGUCCAGAAUAGAUAUUAAAAAUAGGACUAAAAACAUUAAAGACAAAGUGGAAGGACUAAUACCUUAUAAUGGAGUAGUUUGUGAGCAGUAAUCCCUGUUAUAAAUAGAGAUAGGGAGAAGAAAAAGGAAAUUAUAAGGCAUAGAAAGGAAACACACUUCCUAGUAUACUUUAUAUAUAAGCCUCAAAAUAAGUCCCUAAGCUCUAUAAAACACCUUCAUGGGUGUUCUAAUCUAAUGCUCACUCUAAAUAGGUCCACUGCCUUUUGCUACCAAAUCCCAACUGGCUAGAAAUAAAUAAAAGAAAAUAAAGUUAAUCUAAGUGUUCAUUCCUUUUAGUGCAUAUCCCUUAGUUAAUCUAAGUGUUCAUUCCUUUUAGUGCAUAUCCCUUAGUGAAAAAGAAAAAAAAACUAGAUAGGUGAAGUGAAAACAUGCCGGUCGCCCGACGCGCGUUUCGGUGUGCGGUGACACCUUCGUCAGGGGCUGAGGAAAUGCCGGCUGAAAAAGCCGGGACUUUUAAAGGUCUGGGAGCUAAUCAGCUGAGGGGGUUCCCUACUCACGCCCCCCUCCCGGAAUGGAUCGUCGUCACUGACGUUCGGGAUAACCCUCACGUCAUCCGUGACGCAUAGUCCCACGUGAGCGUCUGGGGAGACGGGGGCGGACUGACAUCCUUCAUUAUAUUCACCCAUCUCUCCCCUUUCUUUACUUUUUCUCUACCUCUUUUUUUUUCGUCCUUCUAUUUCUUACUUUUAGCCUCUGAUUAAAGGGACAUUCCAGACCCCUAAAGCUUGCUGAUGUGCUUUAAGUGUGAAGAGUGUGUCCUCUUUUAUCAUUUUCCAAAAAGAAGCAGACUUCAAUAGAGAUUUGCACUUUUUUAAAUUAACCUGGUUACAUCAUCCUCAGCUGUCAAUCGGACCACAGGUCCUGUUACUUCCUGUUUUAGUUAGCUUAGUGAAGCUAAACUCAAGAGGCAGCAAUUGCCCAGAGCACCUCAUUGAGCAAUAUAGAAACAGCAGGAGAGAGCAAAAUAAACAGAAUUAACAAACAUGGUGACAUUAACAAGGAUGUAUAAUGUUUAAAAAAACAAGUUUUCGUCUCCUAGACAAGCUUUUCACAUUUCUCCUAAUCACACUUUAAUUAACACAGGUAGUAAACCCUUCUCAAAUCCACAAACAUAACGUGCACUUAAAGAACAAUUUUACGAUAAAGAAUCUCUUUAUGGGGCCAGAAUAUAAAAUGUGUUUUAUAGUAUACGUAAAGCAGGCAUAAUAAAAAAAGCAUUGCAUAUAUUCCUUAUUGCUUCUAGGUUUUACUGUAUAGUAAAUAAAGUAUUGUGCAAUUACUGUGACAUGUCUCCUUACAAAAAUAUGUGUGAAAUGUACUCCGCAAAGAUAAUUUGUCAAAGUUUAAUGCCCCGUCAUAUUUUGAAUAUUUUUUCUGGAGCACUUAAACAAACUCAAUUUCUUCAUUACUGUAAGUAGAACUGAGAGACUGCCUCGCUCCCCACCACCACUUUAUACUUUAUCAUUAGGAAACUGAUUAGCCCGUGCAAGUGUUUCUGGGACAUGUACAAGUACUUGUAUGAUAACUUGUUUGUCUCUCUCUUGUUUCAUGUUUAAAAGUGGUGUUAUUGUCCUUAGGAAUUUGGCCUUUUUUUUUUUUUGGUGCCUGAAGCACAGGGGAAAUUUAUUCUUAUGGAUGCUUUUCUUAAUCCACAGGAGCACUAUAUUCCCGAAAAGUCACAAUUGAUGGGGAACAAAUUUCUCUUCAGGUCCAGGAUACACCGUUUGUCUCAAUGGAGGUAAGGCAUCUGCUAUUUUAUACUCUGCGUUGUUAUGUAGUUAAACACCUAUAUGAAUAAUUAGAAUUAUUUUCGUACAUAAAAACUGUACACUGUAAAUGAUUAUAGAUUUAUAAAUUGACAGAACAGUCAGAGGAUUUAUAUCGGUAUUGUCACGCUGUACUUGCCUUUUCUCAAUCGAUUCCUCUUCUCAUCCUCUUUCCUUUUGUCUGUCUUUCUUUUUUUAAUUUUUCAUCUAUUUCUAGCUAAAAACACAAGACAAAGUAGGGGUUACUUAUGUCAGAUGUAUUUUUCCUACAGCUGACGCAUCCACCGUCUAGAAGUGUAAAUCCCCCCAGCCGUCACCAAUGAUGGCCGCCUGGAGUUGGCUCUGUCUAUGGAGGAUUCUGGGGUCUCCUCCAUAGACCUCAAUGCUGUACUCUUGCGCAUGCAUGAGAGUACAGCAGUGAUUUUAUCUCCUGGCGCUAAAGAGGACUUGCUGGAAAAAGAUGGCACUGCACACAAGGGACAUAACUUACCUUUCCCUGCUCCCUAGCCACCGGACCCCUAGUGGCGAUGUCACUGAUCUUUGUAAAUGAUGCAAAGUCCACAGAAGGUGACAGUAUUGCUUUAAGUGGCAUGUCACAUUUGUACCUUUUAACUGAUGAUAUAGCUCCACUGUGACUUCUUUAAUGGUAUUAUUGUAUGGUCAGUGCUAUAAGAUGAAAUAUGCUAUUAGUAAAUGUCAUGAAUAUUGGAACAGGAACAUGAAUUAAGGACUGUCUCGUCAAACUUAAGCUUCCAGACCAGAACCAGUGGCAUGUUGGUUUCAAAAACGCAGUCCAUGGCUGGUUUUUGUUCACUGGUUCACUGCAGAAUUUUUUGGCGCUUUAUAAAAAAUAAUAAUACCAAUCAUAGCCCAUGAUUUGGUUUUUAAAAAGCUGUGUUGAAAACAGUGUCCAAUGCUAAGUGGACACUGGACACAGUGGACACACGUUUGAAGCACAAUGCCUGUCUCUGCUCAUUAGCAUAUAAAACCAAGAACUCUGGGAUAGUUGUGGAAGCAUGGUUUCUCAAGUUUCUGUGCCCAAUGAGUACUUCUCAAAGUCAAACUUGAGAUAUGCAGGUGAUACUGUAACUUUUCCAUCAAACCCAGGAAACUUUGAAAAUAAGGAUUUUAUUUUCCAUUGGAAAAAUUACAGUCAAUUAUAUUACCACUUCAUUAAUACCCACCUUUCCAGAAACCCUUUUUAACACAUUCAUUAAAUGAGGAUUUUGACAACAGGGAUUAAGUACUAGGCUGCUGAGCCAAUUCUUCCAAGAAUUUAUUUUGUCUACAAUAUCUAGAUUGUGUAAUCCUGAAUCCAUUUGCACUGAUAUCGACUGUGGUGGAAAGUUCAAAACAAUGAAUUCCUUAAUAUAAUGCAGAUUUUUUUUCUCAGCUUUGAAGAAUUUAAAAGGAAAUACUCUUUUUUUAACAUACGUGGCCACGUAGCAAUUGCAGGCAUUUUUCAAGCACAGUAAUGUGAUCUGCUUAGCACAUGUGAGAUAGCUCACUAGAAGACACUUUUAAAGUCUUUGGCUAAAUGAAAAGCAGAUUGUCUGCUUGAAAGUUCUCUAUAUAUAGACACACUCUACCACUGAGCUUAAUUAAAAGAAUGAAUGUUGUAUAUUAAAUACAAAAAUUCCAUGUGCUAUAUGUAUGGACCAAAAUCUUAGCAUACAGCUUUUUUAUGUCUACAUCUGGUAUGUACUGUUUUCUCAUUAGCAACUCUAUGUUUUACCUAUAUAACAUUUUUAGUUAUUUUCUACUAUUUUCUAGUUAUUCUUUAAUAUAUACAAAGAACAUCUUAAAGGGAUUCUUUAGUGCCAGAAAAACAAAGUCAUUUUCCUGGCCCUACAGAAUCUUACAGUGCCCCCCUCCCUCGUGCGCCCCCUCCCGUGCCACUGAAGGGGUUAAAACUCCUUCAGUGACUUAACUGAAUCCAGCGUCGAUGUCCCUCAGCGCUGGGUCAGACACCGCCCAUGCUCCUCCCCCACCAACGUCAGCAAAGGCUGCGCUCGCAUUAGGAUAUCCCCAUAGGAAAGCAUCAUUCAAUGCUUUCCUAUGGGGAAAAAAUCUGACGCUAGAAGUCCUCAUGCAGAGCGUGAGGACGCCCAGCGUCAGAUACCGGACCAAAGGUCUGUUUCACUUCAGGAUGUCCCUCUAGUGGCUGUCUGGUAGUCAGCCACUAGAGGUGGAGUUAACCCUCUGAGGUAAUUAUUGCAGUUUCUCAAAAACUUAAUUAAUUAACAAUAAUUACCACUGUAUAGUUAAGAGACAUGGGCUAUUGCACCCAGACGACUUCAAUGAGCUGAAGUGGUCUGGGUGCCUACAGUGUCCCUUUAAUAACCUAAACAAUAUUUUCAAAUGCCCAUUAUAUCUCCAAUGGUGCAACAUCAUGCCUAUGCUUCCCAUUAUUAUAGCAUUUAGAUCAGUGGUGCCCAAAAGAUAGAUACCCAGAUCUUGUAGGACUACAACUUCCAUGAUGCUUUUCAUGUCUUUAGAAUGUCUUUAGAAUGACAAAGCAUCAUGGAAGCUGUAGUUUUAAAACAUUUAAGGAUUUAGCUUUUGGACACCCCUGUUUUAGAUUGUAAGGUCACUAGCCAUUUUGCAAUACCUGCAGUUUUAGUUGUUUCCACUCUGACUGCAAUAUUUAGAUAAAUGUAAAUAUGAAAAACCGCAGCGUAAAUUAUUUUCAGUAAUUUUUAUGUAAACUUCACAGAAUGAUCCAGAAGAAUUCCAACACAUGCAUUUUUUCUCAAGUAUGGUUUCAAUAUAAAACAUGUGAACAUUUAACCCCUUAAUGAGAGACCACAGGCAGUCUAUGCCAUCGUAACAAUGGUUUUUAAAUUAGAAUUGUGCAUACCAUUGAAAAGGAAUGGCAAUUUGUCCAAAUUUUGGGACGAUCAACAAUUCAACUGAAUUACUCUGAGUCACCAUGUGACAAAUGAAACAAAGCAUUUUGCUUGUUUUGUAAUUCAGAGUUCUGUUGGUGGUGCCAAAAAACAAAGGGAAAACAAUUUCAGCAGUAAAACAUUAGUGUACUUACCAUCACAAUGUGGUAUUAUGGAGUAAUUUAGGAGAACAUUUUUUUUAUUUUUUUAUUAUUGGUUCUUUCUAUUUUCUUUUGCAUAGUCCCUGUAUUUAUAAUUGUAUUCAAUAAACUGUGAUUUUUUAAAAAUGAUUUAUUUUGAUUAUUUAAAGGGACCUCAUUAUGCCUUUUGGGUCUUUCAUAGCCCAAAAGACAAUUCAGUUUUUUCAUUAUUGCCUUAUAGUGUUCACCCCUCCUAUAACACACCACCAAGUCCCUUAAAGGGACUUCUCUUUCUUAUAGAACAAUUUUCUAUGACAUGUAUAUAAUACAUUAUAUAUUUAACUGAUCUUUCUCAGAAUAAAGCUAUAAACCACAGAUAUACAGGAGAAGUCAGGAAUUCAUUUCAUCUGUAUGAUUGGUAGCCACAGAGUUAGUUUUAUUUAAUUAUCCAAAAUCUAUAUUAUCAGCCACCGUUUUGUGUUUGACAGACCCACUUUAAAUACCAAAUAUCAAAUCCACAUUAACCAGGGCUCGAGUCCUGUACUUUUUCCACAGCAGGAACACCGUUUAGUAUGGCCCAUGAAAUAAUAAAGUGAAGGGAUGUGGGAAGAGAGGAAUUAAGAGAGCCAGGAGGCAAUGUGAUCCAGAAAUUGAGCUAGAAUUUUCAGUUACACACGUAGAGAAUAGAUAGAGUGUACUUCAAGUGAAAAAAACGAAAAUGGGAGAGGAGGUAUAGAGCUGCGUUCACUUAAUAUGGCAAAAUGACAUUCCAUGUGAAUAUACAAAAUAUGUAUUUUCCUCUUGUAUAAUUUCACACUUUAAAUAUAUAUUUUACUUUGCCUUACUUAGCAUGAUGUUACUAUUCAUUAAGGAUAUUGGCAAGCUUAGACAUCUCAUGGAUCUAUCUGGGCCAAAACAAAAGACCAAAUAAGAAUACUCGAGCUUCCACACCUUCAGUAUUAAAAAUAAUUCCGUUUUGGAUUUCUAACCAUUGCUCCCAGUAAAUGAUGUGCUGUUAUGGGCCGUGCAAGAAGUUCAAUUUUUGGAUUUAUACAAAUGCCCUGAGGACAUAACCACAUCUCACAGCAUUAGUACAUCCUGUCCGAGGUCCACUUUUUAAUAUAAAAUAUGUCAUAAUGAAGUCAGGAGGAUGUGCUGUUUUUUCAUUGAUAUUUACUGUCUGACCUCAAUUGUAGAUGGUUGUGAAAUUACAUUUUCUACAAAUGUGUUAACAAUUGGGAAGGAGAGUUAUGUAUAAAAAUGUUUCCACAGCAAAAAUAAUAUAACUGGAGCUCAGUAGCAUUAACGUUUGUAUAAAAUGGCUCCAGCCAGAAGUACGUGACGGUGUGCACUAGCUAUACCAAAAUAGAAAAGUGAUCUAAUUAUUCUUGAAGCUCUUUGUUGCCAAUAAGUAACAGAUAGAUGCAUAGGGCACCAUUUUAUAUUACAGUCCUGUGAAUGGCAUUACAUUGACGAACAAAUAUAAAAAGUAACAAACGAGGGGGCCUGGGAAGAGGUUUUAUUCCCCUCCCCCAUGCUGUGGCACACCAUGUGCCCCUUGCAAUAUGUUACUUAUAUUUUUAUUCCCUAUGUUGCUGAUUUGGCAGUAUUUUAAAUACAAAUUAAAUAACUUUACUGUUGAAAUAGCAAAUCCAACAGAUUCAGAUCACAAUUUAUGUCCACGUAAUGUCCCAGUGCUCAGUUAAUGAUUAGAAGCACCUCUGGAUUCCUCAACCUUUAAGAAGCAUUAGACCAGAAGGAGCAUUUACUAUGGUCUGCUCUACCUGGAGGAGGUGCAGAUCAUGUAUUCCCCCACAGAUCGCCUGGGAUCAUCAUACCUAAGGAACUCUGUAAUACACUUAUACAUAUUGCACAUUCCUGUGAGUUUUAUUGUCGAGGGUGCCUGGGUUUAUCCCGAUGUUAUAGUCUACAACAAAAAAAAUCUCAAAGCGAUAGGCAAUGUUACAUAGUUACAUAGCUGAAAAGAGACUUGCGUCCAUCAAGUUCAGCCUACCUCACAUUUGUUUUUUGCUGUUCAUCCAAAAGAAGGCAAAAAAAAAAGUUUGAAGCACAAUUUUGCAACAAGCUAAGAAAUAGCUUCUUGACCCCAGAAUGGCAGUCAGAUUUAUCCUUGGAUCAAGCAGUUAUUACCCUACAUUGAAAGAUUAUAUCCUUGAAUAUUCUGUUCUUGCAAGUAUGUAUCUAGUAGCCGUUUGAACAUCUGUAUGGACUCUGAUAACACCACUUCCUCAGGCAGAGAAUUCCACAUCCUGAUUGUUCUUACAGUAAAAAAACCUUUCCUUUGCCUUAGACAAAAUCUUCUUUCUUCCAGUCUAAACGCAUGGCCUCGUGUCCUAUGUAAAGUCCGGUUUGUGAAUAGAUUUCCACACAAUGUGUAUGAAUAAACUCCAGAGCUGCAAAGCAAUACAACUCACAACAUUGUGUAGAUGCAAAGCAAAACGCUUUAACAGUUAUUUACUGAACUGAGAAUUUCCAGGACUUCAAUGUGAAUUUAAAAUGAAUUUAGGUCCAAAUAGCCAAACUGAGCACAGAAUUGACUUGGCAAAUUUGUUCUAGAUCAGCUGUUUUGGUUUAAAUUUUGAAAUUCACUUUAAUUCCCAGCAAUUCUUACUUGAGCAAACAAGUCAGAAUUGCUGUUUGUAUGUAAUGUGUCUGUAUAAGUAGUAUAUGUGUCCUAUGCUAUUUUUAGUGGGACUUUGGCAUAUGUAAUUAUUAACGGCCCCCAUGUGUGACUUUGGCUCCCUAUAUGACCCCUGUAUAUGAGACGCCACUGAUCAUAUUAACUACAGUAUUAGAAAACAGUCCAUGAUUUAAAAACAACUCCUGGCAUUACAUCUAAUAUAUAAUUCUCUAUCAUAAGAGAGAAAUGGAAAACCGAACUCUUUAAAGGCCACAACAACCUACAUUAAUUCUUGCCUUAGAAAUAUUAUAAACCAUUGAUGAUCUGGAUUUUAUUUGUUUCAGAAGAUCUUUGUAUAAAAAGUUACUUAUCAGAAGCUUUGCAAGGGAUUAGUAAGGCAGAGUUAACAAGGAUUUAUGAGUUAAAAUGCAGUGAAGAAUAAUCUUAAAUUACUAGUGACUCUGACACUGCAGGCAAUAGCCUUUAAUUAGGAAGCUUUCCCUUAUGUCAUCCUUAUGAGAAUUCUGCCUCAUGUUCUCAUGAAUAACUCCAAGAGCUGUCCAGUGUACACAGGAACAGCUGCUGGUAGUCUAGUUAUUGGGAGGGUUUCCUGUAUGAGCCUCGUAUUACAGAGGAAAUGGCCAAAUUAGGACAAGUUAGAUUUGGACUGACUGUAAUCUACUCUCUGCGUCAAUGACCAAGUAACCCACAGCCACACAACAGCAUUCUGUAAAUGUUACUGAUAUAUUACCAAGGUCAUCCAUUUGGAUGAUACAGGACUAAAUAACAGUCUCACAUGUAGGGGAAGAUUUUUCAGUGAAUUGAAACUCUUUAAAGGGACAUUAUAGGAACCCAGACAAUUUUAUCUCAUUGAAAUGGUCUUGGUGCAGUGUCCCUGUUCCCUUAACCCUGCAGCUACAAACAUUGCAGUUUUAGCUGCAAACAUUGCAGGGUUAAGAGACCCACUAGAGGUGCUUCCUGGCCUUUCCCAGAGUUUGACUUUGUGAUACAAUGCUGGACGUCCUUAUGCUUUGCAUGAGGAUGUCCAGCGUCUUCUAAAACCCCAUCGGAAAGCACUGAGUUAUUGUUUUCCAAUGGCGAAGGCCUAAUGCAUGCACGGCAUUCGCCGUCCAUGCUCAUUGGGUGGCAUCUGUGGAGAAGCCCAGCGCCGAGGGACUUCAGAGCUGGAAUCAUUCAUAACCUUUUAAGGAUCACAAGUUGAUUCACAGAGGUCAUAUGCUAGGAUAGAAUCUUAUACUUAUUUGUGUUUACAGCUCUACACAGCAUCAAAAUUACAGAAUGACUGGGGCAUACCAUUUUGAUCUUUAAAGGCUUUGUUGUGACAAACAAUUUGUCCUUAAGAGGUUACAUUGCUAUUUUAAAGAAACACUCCGGGAACCAUAACAACUUCAUUAACGUAAAGCUGUUAUGGUGCCAGGAAUUUCCUGGCGCUGGCUCACUUUCAGGGAUUAAACUGUUCAUGUACAUUUAACCCAAAGUCUGUGUUCCAGCACCUUAUCUCUCUACCCCCUUCCAUUUUGCUGAAAAGCUUAAAAAGAGAAGAUUAUGGCUGCCAAGGGCAGGGUUGCUGCCAAUCUGUGGCUCCCGAUUUACAAAAUGACUUGAGAAACGUAUGAUUUUUUCUCUAGCCAUUUUUGAGAAUUCAAAGUAAAUUUCAAGUCUAAGGUCAAAAUAGUCAAAAUGAAAAAAUUCCCUAAGUCAGCUAUGCUUUUAGUUCGACUUCUCUGGCCUUAAAGGACCACUCUAGGCACCCAGACCACUUCAGCUUAAUGAAGUGGUCUGGGUGCCUGGUCCAGCUAGGGUUAACCCAUUUUUUCGGAGAAACUUCUAUGUUUAUUAAUGGGUUAAGCCUUCCCCUAUUUCCUCUAGUGGCUGUCUCAUUGACAGCCGCUAGAGGCGCUUGCGUGCUUCUCACUGUGAUUUUCACAGUGAGAGCACGCAAGUGUCCAUAGGAAAGCAUUAUGAUUGCUUUCCUAUGUGACCGGCUGAAUGUGCACGCAGCUCUUGCCGCGCGUGCGCAUUCAGCCAACGGGGAGGAGAAGAGGAGGAUCGGAGGAGGCUAUCUCUCCGCCCAGCGCUGGAAAAAGGUAAGUUUUUACCCCUUUCCAGAGCCGGGCGGGAGGGGGGCCAUGAGGGUGGGGGCUUCCUCAGGGCACUAUAGGGCCAGGAAAACGAGUAUGUUUUCCUGGCACUAUAGUGGUCCUUUAAACUUGAAAUUCACUUUGAAUUCUCACUUUACUGAAUAACCCUGUCAGUGUAUCUUUUGGUAAAACGAAUCCAAUGUUUUAUUAGACAAGGAUAUAUUGAAUAUACUCUGCAUAGUUUACAUCAAGGAAACAUUUUGUCAUUUAAAUUGAGUGCACAGUGAAAUUAACCUGCUCACUCAUUACAUUACUGUACAUACUGCCACUGGUUACUGUUUAUCAUUCAGUACCACUAAAUCUACUAUUCAUUUUUUUUAUUUUAUUUUUUUCAUUGAAACCCUUUGGGAUUUCUCUGUGUACAAUGAGAGCAAUGACUAGCAUACCACAUUCCUGAGUACUUCACGAAACAUAGUAAUUCAUCUAAACACUUUUCAAUUCUUUGCUUCUCGCUUGAGGGCUUGUAAAAUGUUCAGUAAUACAACACUCAGAGUAACUAGCUCCAGUGCCACACGAGUGAAAAUAACAGGUAAGUCUGCGUGUUUUGUAUUACAACAUACUUUGUUGAGACUUGAUAGAGCGGGAAAUGAAAAAUUGACAACUUUUAGUGAAUUGCUAGACUUUGUGAAUGCUCAGGAAUGCCGCUUGCUGUUCAUUGCUCUUAUUGAACAUUUUGAGAUGGCCCAUAAUGAUAUAGCCUUUAGAUAAGUGUUAAUUAACCCCAUUUGUUAAGAGAAACUUAAAGGCACAUUGAAGGCGCCAAAACAUGUAGCUUAAUGAACCUGCUUUAGUUUAUAGAUAAUGCCCAUGAAGUCUCACUGCUCAAUUCUCUGCCAUUUAUGAGUUAAAACACUUUUGUUUCUGCCCAUGCUGCCCUUGCCACAUCUAAAAAAGGUUUUAUUUUAAUUCAAAUGUUAACUUGUUUCACAAUUUUUUGUCUCCUGCUCUGUAAAUUGAGACUCCUGCAGGAUCUAGCAGGCUGUUAACAGAGCAGGUGUUAUGAAACUCUAAAUUAAACUGAAUUUGCAAUAAAGGAAGUGUAAGCAUCAGAUAACUCUUUACAGGAAGUAUUUAGUUGUGCCUAUGGUUGUAUAAACAAAGUGAUUUAAUUCCAAAAUGGUAGAGGAAUGAGCAGGGAGACUGCAGAGGCAUGAUCUAUACACCAAAACUGCUUCAUUAAGCUAAAGUUCUUUUGAUGCCGGUAGUGUCCCUUUAAGUGAACAUGACCACAGGAGACCACAGAAUGAAGGCUAUCUAUUUACAUAUUGAUGCUUUUUUGGUCAUGUUUUUUUUUUGUCGUGCACAAGUUUAACAAACAGCCUUGGUUUGCCACAACAGCGGUAUCAAGGUAUGUAUAAGUACAGUACAUAACAUAGGUUGUGACAUUCGCUAGACAGGCACAUUUUUAUGUUGAAUGAAAUGACAUGGUAAAGUUACACCGCCAAAUAUUGACUGAGUUGGUGAUUAAUUUAUCGCUUCCUGCUUAGUUUUAUGAAUCGCUGCAAAAAUAUCAGCACUAGCACACCGCUGGUUAGUAUGUCUAUGGGGUAACAUGGAUUAACAAUAAGAGUAAGUCUAAAAGAUUAUCACAGCAGCCUCCAACAGGAUAACCCGGCAGGGGCAGAUUAACUGUUUCCAGCUUAGUGUUGUAGGUUGCUGCAGGAAUAUUAGCACUAGCACAUCGCUGGUUAGUAUAUCUAUGGGGUAACAUGAAUAAACAGUAAGAGUAAGUAUAGAAGAUUAUCUCAGCAGCCUCUAACCGGAUAGCAUGGAAGGAGCAGAUUAAAUUAUACUAUUAACCAUAUGGAUUCAGGCAACAUGAGGUUAUGGAACAUCAGGGCGGUAGCAUUCAUUCAGUUCUCUUUGUGGGAGCUGUGCGUGGAGUAAAUACUGAGUGUACCCAGAAAACUGGGAGAGGGUAUCAUGCUCAAUGCACAUUAGACUGGACAGCAAGUCCCAUCCCCAGCAGUCCGAGUGCGUUAUGGCUAAGCUGGUAGAUAUGCAAUUAUUCAAUCACGCUUGAUACUUAUGAGUAGGGUCAGAGUCCCGAGAGAUUCUAGUAAUCACAGUUCUGUUGGUAAGAGUCAGCCACACGCCAGGUGGUUCCUGUGCCUCUCGUUCUGCUCCGUCCGUGAGGGCCUCAUGCUGUGUGUCUGCUAUCUUGGGGUGCCGCUGCUGAGUAUCUGCUGGGUAGGAGGCAUCGCUGUACCUUGGGCUCCAGCUCUCUCGCUUACAGAAGGUGGGUAGCUCGGUGCAUGGCACCGGUAGCGGUGUUUGGGGUGCUGCCUUGUGCUGUGUGUCUCCCCUCCUCUUCAUCCCUCUGCCUCCUAUGGUACCCGUUUGUUAGGGUGUUUGCUCGCCAUUGGUUUCCUCGUUUGUCUGGCCGGCUGGGUGCAGCGGCCUGUUUCUGGCUCUGUGAGUUGGUACUUUCACUCGUGGCCGCCACCAUCUUGGCUUCAGGCCUUCGCAGCGGUCUGGCAAGUUCCAGCUUCCGGUUUUGGCUACGAUGUGAGGACCGGUAUCACCCCGCAGGCCCAGAGGGGGGGGACCGGGUCCGCACAGACAUGGUUAUCAGGCUCCGUUGGGCGGGAUAGUAGAGCGGCGGCCGUCCUCUCCCCUCACCGCCAGGAAAGAUCCCGCCUGGUGUAGCUGAGAUCUCCCCUCCGGGGGACUAAAACUCCGGGAACAAGCCUCUCCCCGGUUCGGGUAGCCCUUACUCAUCGAUGGUCGCAGGUAUGGGUGGUAUGAGUGGUCAGAAUCUUUAUUUCCAGGCUUAGUGGGUGUUAAGACCUGCAGUGGUUAUGGUGCUGCGGUCUUCUGUUCCCUUUCCCAACAGCUGAGCAUGAGUGAUUAUAGCUGCAGCAGGGAGUAGAGGAAUAAGGUAGAUGAAAUGCAGUUCCAAGGUGAUUCUUCCCAGCAAGUAAAAUAUCCCCCAAACAUGAGCCUAGACUUCAUGAAGGGUGUAACAGGAAUGAAUUUUAUUGACACAGGCUUUUAUGAGAAAUCCUCCUGCAAGAGGACCUCCCACAACAAACAAAGACAACAGCCAAUCAACGUACAGAUUUACAGUAAUAUACGCCUCCUCUCUGCCUGGGAGAUAUUGAGAUAAGUUAAGGAAUAAACCAAUUAUCUCCAGGCAGAGAGCACACAAUUUCCCCAAAACUUAGAACACCCCUUUCCCCAAAAGGUAUCCCCACAAAUUACAUAUCCCCUAAUAGCCCCGAUCUGGGGGACAAACAUAUCCAAAUUUCACCCAGAUCGGUUCAGGGGUUCUGAAAAAGUGUGGAGGGUCCCUUUUACCGACCACACACGCGGUUCCUGCGGUCGGUCAAUUCACAAAUCUGUAAAAACCGAACAAAAGUCCCGAAUGGACCCCCCUGGCUCAUAGCAGCGAUUGCUCCCCUUGUCCGUUCGCAUAGAACUACCGAACGGCGCUUCCCUGGCUGUUCGGGAGAUACAAGAAGCCGGCGUUCGGUAGUUUCAGCGGUAGUUCGCGAGGUUGAGUGUCCGAUUUUAGUUCCAGACACUCGACGACCAAGUCCCGCUGACUCCCCUCGUGCGAACAAGAUGGCCGCCGUUUUCUAUUCCACGUGGCGUUCAGCUAUACGAACAGCGGCCGCCCAGGGAGCACUUAAUAGCUGGUUCCUUUGUAGUUAAAAAGCCAGGAGGGUGGUCGGCGUUCGGUAGUUUCAAACUAACGAACUAAUACAUUUACUAUACAGGUAAUAACACAGAAAAAAUUCAGAAUAAAGAAGAAAAUGUCAAUUAAAGUCCAUUUUCUUCACAGUGGGUCAUCAUUUACAGGAGCUGGUUGUCCCUGCGACCGCUCUGCUCGGCGGCCCCGCCCCGCCCCCCUGGUCAUGUUGUUUUGAAUACUGCAUUAGUAUCAUUCACUAAAAUAAGAACUGAAGAGAAUUGCAAACUUAGACAAGCUGGGAAAUAGUUUGGAGAAUUUACUUCAGUUUGGCCUGAAAUGUUCAAUUUUCAUAUCAUUUUUUUUCUUUAAGCUACAUAGAAGGAUAAAGGGCUUUCUAUGAGCUACAACUAUCAAGAUCCUUAAAUCCAUAUGACAUUUUCAAACUGUACGUGCAUUAUCUUCUUUCAUCGUGAUCCUUUCUAAGCUUAGUCUCGUUCCAGUGUAGAAGAGCAAGUUAUUUGUUCUUUUUUUUGGGUGUCCAUAAAGCACAUUUUUCUAUAUGUCCCCGCAAAUCAUGUAUUAUGUUGUUCAGAAUAAUUUUCUCUCUGAAAAUAAACAGUACCUUUUUGGUAACUACACUUACCCCUUAAUCCCUUACAUGCAAGUGAUACAUUAAACAGAAUACAAAAAUAGACAUUUGCUAAAACGCAAUUUUUUUAUACCAUAAUUACAACGGAGGUUAUUUAAAAAAAAAAAAAAAGGGGGACAUUAGGGAUUCUGAUGGGGGUGUGGGCAACGUCAGCUCUUAUCUCAAGACUCAUUCAAGUUCACUGAGUGGGAGUGAGACGAGGCUGUUCCUUGAUUAGGGGCACUGAGGUAAUGAGGGAGGUGCCUGUUGCCAAACUUGUGUCCCCUUUGCUAUAGGUGCUCCUGUCACCUCUGCCUUUGCGUUAUUGGGAAGAGCUGAUCCAAUCCCCCAUCACCUUGAAAAGUGAAAAGACAAGAAGGCUUGUGGAGGGCUUAAAAUAUAUCCUCCUGCCCAGAAAGGAUGUGCCCUCUUAUGAACUCAAACAAGAAUAUGUCAGACAGUCCAGACACUGUUACAAACUUUUGCAUGGAUAUUGUGUUGCAUAGCGAUGUAUGUUGGCAGAAGGUUCCUUGUCACAGGUAAUGUGUUACCCAUGAGAAGGGUUUGCAUUUGCAUAUCUUUGCAUUUUGUGACAAUGCAGCAGUGUUUGUGCAUUUAAAUGUAGGCAUGUUUUUUUUUACAGAGAAUGUGUGUGAUCUUAGGGAUGUAUUUGUAUGUUCUGUUGCCAUUGGAAUGCAAUGGUCUACUUGUGUGUAGUGUUUGCGUUUGAAUGCAGGGUUGUAUUUCAUGUAGUACUGGUUCCUAAAUGCAGUUGUGCUAUUGUGUGUAGUGUUGAUGUUUGAAUGUAGGGAUGUGUUUGCAUUUUGUGUUUGUGUUUGAUUGCUGGGAUAUAUGCACAUACACUGCCACAUACACACUUACAGAGAUAAAUAUACACAUUAGCAUAGAUACCCACAAAUAAACACACUGACACACACACAUUCAAACACACACACACAUAUACACACACUCAAAUACACCCACUGACACAUACACACACUCAGAUACACACACUGACACAUACAAUCACACUCAGAUACACACUAUUGAUACAUACACACAGCUUGACACACAGAUACACAUACACACUGACAGAUACACAGACUGAUAUAUACACAGAUGCACAGACUGACAUAUACACACACCACACAGAUAUGCAGACUGCUAUAAACACGCAAAUACACAAACUGACAUAUACACAAACUGACACACUGACUGACAUAUACUCACACUGACUGACAUACACAAACUGUCACAUACAUACAUAUCAUAGGUUUAAUAUUUUCAGCCACCCUCCUGUUAACAUACCUUUUUAUGUGACAUUUUCUGUUUUGAGCAGUCCUAAAAGUAUGAAAUGUCUCUUUCCAAAGUGAUACACGUUACAAUACACAUUUGUUUAGAAAUCUUUUACCUUGUUUGAACUGCUAUUACAGUAAUAUAUUACUUAAUUUCCACUAAUUCUAAUGCCCAUAACUUCAGAGAUGACCUUUUCAUUCUCUAGAUUCUCUUUUUCUGUAAGUAUGCUUUCCUUCUGUAUAAUUCAUUAUCAACAAAGAGGUUGAUGCCUUUGUACUAGGCUAUUGAACUCAGGAGACAGAUGUUAUUAGCAAACCUUCUGAGUCAUACGACUCAAGCCAGGGCUUUUCCUGCUGAAACCGAGGUUUAGCAUUUAAUCCAAAUCCAAACAAGGCAUUUAAUAUCUCCCACUGGCUUAUUCCUGAUGAAGAGAAGUCCUAACUGCUGACUCAAAACACAGGGCAAACUCAUCCAUCAGUUGAUAACAUGGAGGUCAGGGAUACUGAACUGCCUAUGUAAAUCUUACUGCAAUUAAAGAGCCAUGGCCGCAAACACAUUGGAGAAGAAACAGCUGGACUACAACUACAUGUCUUACGUGAAAAAUAAACAGAAAUAAGGAUUGAGCAAACGUGCAUCUAAAAUCGAAGCAGUGGGUGAACAAACAUACAGUCUUUUGGGAUUGCUUGUAACUCCAAUUUUCCAUAUAAGACAUUUUUGCACAUAUUAAAUUGCAUUUAUUAUACGAUUUAGGUUCACUUGGAAUCAACUAUGGACUGAUUUCCCCCGGACAAUUGUUUUGUGAUUUUUUUUCAGUAGCAUGCCACACUGUUGCAACUAUUUGUAUCAUUAACCCCUUAAGGACCAAACUUCUGGAAUAAAAGGGAAUCAUGACAUGUCACACAUGCCGUGUGUCCUUAAGGGGUUAAAGGGACACUAUAGGCACGGUAACUGCUUCAUCUUAUUGAAGUGGUUAUAGUAACAUAGAAACAUAGAAUGUGACGGCAGAUAAGAACCAUCCGGCCCAUCUAGUCUGCCCAAUUUUCUAAAUACUCUCAUUAGUCCCUGGCCUUAUCUUAGAAUUAGGAUAACCUUAUGCCUAUCCCACGCAUGCUUAAACUCCUUCACUGUGUUAACCUCUACCACUGCAGCUGGAAGGCUAUUCCAUGCAUCCACUACCCUCUCAGUAAAUCUGUGUCUGGGGUCUUCUGGCUCUAUCCUUUCUUUCAACAUUAAGACAUUUUUAAUGAUUUUGUGAUAUACGAGAGUUCACAGUAGCCCAUCCCCUCUCUGUUGCUCAGGUUAAUGAGGAAGCAUUGGCCGAGCAGCAAUGGACAGCUGUGAGUGCCUAUCACAUAGCCCAUUGCUGAUAUGAAUUGGUAUGGCUAGAAAAAAUUGUGUAUUCUCUGCUUUAGACACACCCACAAUGGGCAUGAGGCUACGGGAAGCCAGGGACCUUCUUUCAGUGUUAAACUACUCAAAAAUGGUUUAACACUGAAUGGAGGAACAGUGCCAGGGGACUCCAGGCACCAUAACCAAUUCAAUAAGAUGAAAUGGUUAUAGUGCCUUCAGUGUUUUAAUUUUUUUUAAAAAAGCUUUCCAGAUGUAAGCAUGUUUUUUUUCCGUUUGAUUUACAUAUUUAUUUCUCUAGCAAAGUUAGAAUUUAACAGAGAGGUCAAGCCCCAAAAAAUAUGUACACGGACCCUUCAGUUUCAUCACCCCCUUUCCAUCCAGUAACUCUCUUCAUCCCACUUCAUCCCAAAAUUCUAAUUUUCUUCCCACUCUUAUCAUCCAUCCCAAAAUUCAAAUUUGCUGUUAAAAUACCUAAAUCCUAUUUCUUAGGGUUUUCUAUUGACAUACCAAACAGAAUGUUUAAAUGGGCUCUUACAGUGACAGAAAAAAAAGUAUUUGAUUUCCUGUUAAUUUAAACGUUUCUCCACCAACAAAGAAAUGAUUAGUCUAUAAUUUAUAAUUUGGUCUAUACAUGCAAAUCAAUUUAUAACUUUGUUGACAUGCGUUGUGUUUUGUUAUUCUGUCUCUAACUGUUAAAAUACACCUACCAUUAAAAUUAUACACUUGUCAGUGGACAAACGUUCAAAAUCAGAAGGGGAUCAAAUACUUUUUUCCCCUCACUGUAAUUGCAAAACAUACAUAGUUAAAAUCAGAUUUGCUAACUCCAUCAGAGAGAUCAAGCUCAACAAAGAGGAAAUGUUGGUUAAUAAAAUAAAAACACGGACAACAGGAGCAGUAACAACUUUAUUGACACUCACAGAACAGACAUAUGGACCUGCAUCACAGGGGAGGCCAAAACUGGAAUUAUCAAACUUAACAGUCCGUAGUCAUUUUCUGUUGACAUAUGUGUAAUACCUUUCUGGCAAUUACCCUCUCACUCUACUUACUAUUGCCCUCUUGGUGUAUCUUACCUCUGUAUAUGUUGCUGCCCCUGAGUGUUGGAAUGAUGUGUGUAAAGGAAUAUUUAUAGCGAAGUAUAGCCUAAAAAUAAGUCGCCUUGUGUGUACAUAAGAACUUUGCAUAUCUGCAGACAUAGCAAUAUUGUGGUAAUAUUAUUUUAAAAAAUAGGCAUAUUUUCUUCUAUUAAACUCCAAUAUCCAUUCCGUUCUUCAGGACCAUCUCACAUCACUAUGCAUUAUACUCCCGUCAUCACAGUAUUAUUCACAUUCAACAUAUAUACAAAGAUGACAUUUUAACAACUCCUAGCUCAAUGGAAGCUGGGGCUUUCUGCUACUAACCCACCCAAUUACUGGCAGCAUGUCAAGAUGUCAAAAUGAUGACUGGCUUAUGUAAAAGUAAAAGAACAAGAUUCAAGGCUCUAGUGCAGCGGGGACUCAUGAAAACUCUAUAUAUGUAGAAGGAGCUAAGUUUCCACGCUUCUUACUGUGAAAGGGGGAGCAUUGCAUACAGUACAGGAGCAUACAUACAGAUCACCAAGUAUUUUAAAAUUACUGAGAAACCAAUUAAGAAAUGAGCUAUCAUCAUUCGGCUUUUAAAUUCCAAAUGAUCUGUAUAUAUCUUGUGCUUUUCCCUUCACAUGAAUCAGACAACAUCUUGAUGGAUGAAAAAGCUGCUGGGGUGGUCUGCAUAUUUUACCAGCCUAUUCCAGCCUCUAAUGAGCCAGGAGUGAUUAAAAUAUCAGCUUUCUAGGUAUUCUAAAUGAGUGUUAUGUUGUAUGAAUGAAUUCUAAUUCUUCAUAUUUUGGUAACUUACUAUUGCACCCAAACCACUAGUAUGUGUUAUAUCCAGUGACAAGUGACAAGAGAUGGAGACUCUGGCCUGUAGAAGAUAACUUUGUAUUGCUAUAUCUUCAGUAUUGCAAAUUCUCAUAUACACAAUGAGGUUAUUUUUUAUUUUAUGCUAUGUUUUGCAUACUUUUAUUUCUAUGUUCCACCAUACCUGCACACAGGGGUGUUAAAAUAAAAGAAGUUACAGAAAAAAAGGAAGAUACAGAAAGUUGGAGAGAGUAAAGUCAUCGAUUUUCUGGUGACUCAGUCUUGGUAUGGGGUCUCACAGAGCCCCCAGCAAUGUACACUGGGUAUGGGGUAAUAUAGAGCCCCCAGCAAUGUGCACUGUGUAUGGGGUAUUAUAGAGCCCCCAGCAAUGUGCAGUGUGUAUGGGGUAUUAUAGAGCCCCCAGCAAUGUGCACUGUGUAUGGGUUAUUAUAGAGCCCACAGCAAUGUGCACUGUGUAUGGGAUAUUAUAGAGCCCCCAGCAAUGUGCACUGUGUAUGGGUUAUUAUAGAGCCCCCAGCAAUGUACACUGUGUAUGGGGUAAUAUAGAGCCCCCAGCAAUGUGCACUGUGUAUGGGGUAUUAUAGAGCCCCCAGCAAUGUGCAGUGUGUAUGGGGUAUUAUAGAGCCCCCAGCAAUGUGCACUGUGUAUGGGUUAUUAUAGAGCCCCCAGCAAUGUGCACUGUGUAUGGGGUAUUACAGAGCCCCCAGCAAUGUGUACUGUGUAUGGGAUAUUAUAGAGCCCCCAGCAAUAUGCACUGUGUAUGGGGUAUUAUAGAGCCCACAGCAAUGUGUACUGUGUAUGGGGUAUUACAGAGCCCCCAGCAAUGUGCAGUGUGUAUGGGGUAUCACAGAGCACCCAGCAAUGUGUAUGGGGUAUUGCAGAACCCCCAGCAAUGCGCACUCUGUAUGGGGUAUUGCAGAACCCCCAGCAAUGCGCACUAUGUAUAGGGGUAUUACAGAGCCCCCAGCAAUGCGCACUAUGUAUGGGGUAUUGCAGAACCCCCAGCAAUGCGCACUAUGUGUGGGGUAUUACAGAGCCCCCAGCAAUGCGCACUAUGUAUGGGGUAUUGCAGAACCCCCAGCAAUGCGCACUAUUUGUGGGGUAUUACAGAGCCCCCAGCAAUGCGCACUAUGUGUGGGGUAUUACAGAGCCCACAGCAAUGCACACUAUGUAUGGGGUAUUGCAGAACCCCCAGCAAUGCGCACUAUUUGUGGGGUAUUACAGAGCCCCCAGCAAUGCGCACUAUGUGUGGGGUAUUACAGAACCCACAGCAAUACGCACUAUGUAUGGGGUAUUGCAGAACCCCCAGCAAUGCGCACUAUGUGUGGGGUAUUACAGAGCCCCCAGCAAUGCGCACUAUGUAUGGGGUAUUGCAGAACCCCCAGCAAUGCGCACUAUGUGUGGGGUAUUACAGAGCCCCCAGCAAUGUGUAUGGGGUAUUGCAGAGCCCCGAGCAAUAUGCACUGUGUAUGGGGUAUUGCAGAACCCCCAGCAAUGCGCACUAUGUAUAGGGGUAUUGCAGAACCCCCAGCAAUGCGCACUAUGUAUGGGGUAUUGCAGAACCCCCAGCAAUGCGCACUCUGUAUGGGGUAUUGCAGAACCCCCAGCAAUGCGCACUAUGUAUAGGGGUAUUACAGAGCCCCCAGCAAUGCGCACUAUGUAUGGGGUAUUGCAGAACCCCCAGCAAUGCGCACUAUGUGUGGGGUAUUACAGAGCCCCCAGCAAUGCGCACUAUGUAUGGGGUAUUGCAGAACCCCCAGCAAUGUGCACUAUUUGUGGGGUAUUACAGAGCCCCCAGCAAUGCGCACUAUGUGUGGGGUAUUACAGAGCCCACAGCAAUGCGCACUAUGUAUGGGGUAUUGCAGAACCCCCAGCAAUGCGCACUAUUUGUGGGGUAUUACAGAGCCCCCAGCAAUGCGCACUAUGUGUGGGGUAUUACAGAACCCACAGCAAUACGCACUAUGUAUGGGGUAUUGCAGAACCCCCAGCAAUGCGCACUAUGUGUGGGGUAUUACAGAGCCCCCAGCAAUGCGCACUAUGUGUGGGGUAUUACAGAGCCCCAGCAAUGCGCACUAUGUAUGGGGUAUUGCAGAACCCCCAGCAAUGCGCACUAUUUGUGGGGUAUUACAGAGCCCCCAGCAAUGCGCACUAUGUGUGGGGUAUUACAGAGCCCACAGCAAUGCGCACUAUGUAUGGGGUAUUGCAGAACCCCCAGCAAUGCGCACUAUUUGUGGGGUAUUACAGAGCCCCCAGCAAUGCGCACUAUGUGUGGGGUAUUACAGAACCCACAGCAAUGCGCACUAUGUAUGGGGUAUUGCAGAACCCCCAGCAAUGCGCACUAUGUGUGGGGUAUUGCAGAACCCCCAGCAAUGCGCACUAUGUGUCGGGUAUUGCUGAACCCCCAGCAAUGCGCACUAUGUGUGGGGUAUUGCAGAACCCCCAGCAAUGCGCACUAUGUAUGGGGUAUUGCAGAACCCCCAGCAAUGCGCACUAUGUGUGGGGUAUUGCAGAACCCCCAGCAAUGCGCACUAUGUGUGGGGUAUUACAGAGCCCACAUGAAUGUGCAUAGGUUAUUGCAGAGCCAAGCAAGGUGUACUGUGUAUGUGCUAUUGCAGAGACCCAAGUAACGUGUAAUGUAAGAGGCAGUGGCAGAACUUAUGUAAUGAGGGCUCUGGUGCAAGAAAAUUUUUUAGGCCCCCUUAGCAAGGGUGGCCAAAAAGCAGAUUCCCACUUGUCAUACAUCUCCUAUGAUGUGUUGCCACUGAAGAACUAACAUUUAACCAUCCUUGCAGGUUUUUUAUUUUGUGGGCAGUGUUUGGAUGUUUGAAUUUGGAUUUAUGCUGGAUAAAAUUAUAAACGCAACAUUUUUGUUUUUGCUCCCAUUUUUCAUGAGCUGAACUUAAAGAUCUAAGACUUUUUUAUGUACACAAAAGGCCUGUUUCUCUCAAAUAUUGUUCACAAAUCUGACUUAAUCUGUGUUAGUGAGCACUUCUCCUUUGCUGAGAUAAUCCAUCCUCCUCACAGGUGUGGCUGAUUAGACAGCAUGAUUAUUGCACAGGUGUGUCUUAGGCUGGCCACAAUAAAAGGCCACUCUCUGUAUAUGUACUGUUGCCAAUUGAUAGCAGUGGUGACGUUAUGUGUAUCAUAGUUGCCAACUGUCCUGUUUUUUGCCAGGACAGUCCUGGCAAACUGUAGUCUGUCCCGGACAAUUUACUCUCUGCCGACAGUCCCGGCAACUUGCAAGGCCAUGUGCUUUUAUUAUUUUCCCUCGGACUGUUACAGUCUAAGGGAAUUCAGGACAGAGCUGCUGGGGGCUGGAGAGAGAUGCUGGGGCCAGAGGGAGCACUGACAGUCUCCCUUCCGAUUUCCCAGCAGCUUGUGUGUAUUCAGCAGCCUGUGUGCAUUCAGCAGUCUGUCUGUGUGUACUCAUCAGUGUGUAAUGAAGUGAGUUUGACCUCACGAAACGCAUAAGGUUUCCUCAAUCUUCACUAUCUGGAAACUGUCUGCACAGAGCAACGCACAUCGAGCCGCAGUGGAACGAACACGGUUAUCAUCUAAACAGCCGAACACGGUUAUCAUCUAAACAGCCGUCUCUCAUCUCGGAAUCCCCAGCUGUCUCCCAAGCUGGCACAAAGUAGACAGUCACAUAGGAGCACCCAGGCUGUUAGGAUUGAGACUCUUCGAGCGUAUCUAAUGGUGCUGCAGAUGUUGUGAGCGGAUUUUAAUACUUAUUUUAUGUACAAAUAAAUUUUUAUUUGGAAAGCACGAUGUCUCUGCACUUUCUAUUGUAGAGUCAUCCCAUCUGAUUAUGGUGCAUACAAAGAAACUAUCCAGAUCCUGGUGGUCUUCUUACCUAUGAAAGAUUAUACCCACUUAAAUCUGAUAUAUCAAACUAUUAUGACAUUGGGAUUUUAGUUUUGAUACUAGAUUUUACAGUUUAGUAGGCAGGCUCCCUGGCAGUUUCCACAGCAGAGAUUUUCUGCUUAUUAUUGGUAUGAGCUGUUACAUUUGUGGACUCUGGGACUUACACAUUGAUACUUUAUUGAUGCUAAUUUGUAUAUAUUUUGCAUUUAGACAUUCAUUUUACUGCAUGAGGUGUAUUCUACAUUAAAGGGACACUAUAGUCACCUGAACAACUUUAGCUUAAUGCUUCAGUUUUGGUGUAUAGAACAUACCCCUGCAGCCUCAUUGCUCAAUCCUCUGCCAUUUAGGAGUUAAAUCCCUUUGUUUAUGAACCCUAGUCACACCCCCCUGCAUGUGACUUGCACAGCCUUCCAUAAACACUUCCUGUAAAUGUGAUUAAAGUUCAAUUUAGAGAUUGAGAUACAAUUAAUUAAGGUAAAUUACAUCUGUUUGAAAUUGAAACCAGUUUUUUUUUCAUGCAGGCUCUGUCAAUCAUAGCCAGGGGAGGUGUGGCUAGGGCUGCAUAAACAGAAACAAAGUGAUUUAACUCCUAAAUGACAGUGAAUUGAGCAGUGAAAUUGCAGGGGAAUGAUCUAUACACUAAAACUGAUUUAUUUAGCUAAAGUAAUUUAGGUGACUAUAGUGUUCCUUUAAUUAUUGCAUGUAAUAUUUUCUCACCGUUUAGUUGACAUACCCUUCAGACCAAUUAGUGUGCUGCUAUUGAUUUAUCCAACCUUUCCAGAUAUAUAUGUGAUAGACUAUUUUGUUUACUUCUUUCCUCUAUAUAACCGAGAGAUAAUUUUCCCCCUUCUGUUACAUUUUUUAUCUUAACAUUUAUCUGUGUAUAUAUUGGUACAUAGUUGUAUAUCUAUGUGGAAACAGUAUUCAAAGGAAUGAGAUUAAAAUACAAUCUUUGUUUCUACUAUUGGGACUAUUAUAAUUUAGCAAAUAUACUAUUCAUUGAUUAUUUUUUUUUGUAUCUCUUAUGCACCAUAACUACUUCUGGUACCAGUUAGAAUUUAUUGGAGCUAAGGGCAUGCGGUACCCUCCCCCCCCAGACUCAACAGCCUGUCCCUGCAACCCCCCAUCCCCAGCCCUCUCGGCAAGGGCUCCCUAACACGCAGCCAGUGACUAUUUCCUUCGGCCAGUGCCAGGUGUGACAGUGCAUGGUGGAGUUGCCCUAGUAGCGGGUUUCCUGUGUUUGCAGCCAGAUUCCCAUAAGUCUGCCAUCCUUUUCCUGCGGCUCCCCACCCACCCACAUCCGAAGUGCCUUGUAGUGCCCAGUGUGAGAUUGAGGGGGCAUCUGCCGGCCUAGGGCUUCGUAGUGUGUUCCCUCUUUCUCUCUCCAACCAACUCACCACCCAGUCUUGGGCUCUCCUCAGAACAUAUUCAGUUCGUGCCAAUGGGAGAGUGCCGGGGUGCAAGGGUGUACAGUACAUACCCGGCUCUCGCUGUCCUGGUGCCUGCAGAGGGCCAUGGUGUGAGGCGAGCCUCUGUGGGGCCGCACGGCUGGGGGUGCCACUUGUCUCCUUAUUCUUUGGGGCCGUUUGGCCCAAAACAGCGUUGGUGAGGCCUAGGCGCGGCACCCUUGGCUGGUGGUUGCGGUCGGGCCGGUAGGCUGAGCUGGUGGAUAAUCUAGGAUCCAGUUCAGGAUUGGUACAUUCGGUAGGCCCACAGCCCGUAAAAAGCAGGGUCAUCGUUAGGCCAACGUACCAUGUGCCAGUGGUUGUCGACUUUGGCUUGCAGGCUAAACGGGAAUCCCCACUUGUAGUGUAUCUUCCUUUCAGGCUGGUGAGCAGUUUCAAUGCUCAGGGUGCGUCCAGAGUGACGGUUGAUAGGUCCUGGUAAAGUGAUAGUUGGGAGUCCAUGUAUCUGAUGGUACGUUGAGUUCUUGCUGUCCUCAUUAUAGUUUCCUUAAGCUGGAAUGACAUCAGGCAGCAGAUCAAGUCCCUGGGUAGGCCAUCUUUCCUGGGCGCUCUGAGUGCCCUGUGGGCGCUCUCUAUGCCAAACUCUUGUGGGGCCCCCUCCCCUAAAAUAUGUGCAAUCAGGCCCGAUAGUAGCCCCUGGGGGGAUUCCCCUUCUGAUUCAGGCAUGCCUCUGAUGCAAAUAUUAUUGCGUCGGCCCCUGUUGUCGAGAUCUUCCACUUGGCUCCGGAGGUCCAGGAUUAUGUUACCUUGCUGUGAUGUGGCCAAUUCUGUGGCCUGCAGAUGUUGGGAUGUUUGCAGGCGGUUUUUCUCCAAGUCAUCUACCCGCUGUUCGAGUGCUGAGAGAUCCCUGCACACUGCUGUGAUUUUCUUGCAGAUAAUGGAGCGGAGUUCAGCUACCAUUUCGGUCUUGUCUCUGUGGGUGAACAUAUUUGCGGAUAUCGCUGCCAGGUCUGCAUCACAUCAGUGUCUCUCCCCUUGUGGAUUCCUGAGUGGAGCCUGCUAAGCUGCUGGAGCCAGGAGAGGGUGCUUUGGAGGCCCUGUGGCGUGGACAGGUAGUCAUCCAUGGGACCCGGCUGUUGACCCGUAGGGGCUAUGUUCAACGGUCCUGGGGUGGUAACUUGUGCGGGUUGGGGCCUAGGAGCUUGUGCAGUGUGCAUCCUACUCCAUCAGUAGCCAAGCCACUCCCCCCCCAAAUCAGCUAUUUUUAGCUCUGAUAAUUUCUCCAACACAGCCAUAAUCACAACCUGGCAAUUUUUCCAUUCAGAUUUUUUUUCAUUCCUAAAAGAGUUUAGUUAGUAAUCCAACCCGUUUAAGAAUAAAAAGUUUGCUUUUAAAAAUGAAACAAUGACAGAAAUCAGUUAAAAUUGGGUCAAACAAGAAUAUUCCCUCCCAGCGUGAGAACUGCAGUAUUGUGUUAUUUAUGUUUUCCUAGCCCAAGGGUCUGGACUAGAUCACCAGACUUUUUACUUUGCCAAAAAUAGCCAGAUUAUUCUAAGCGGUGGAACGGUCCCAACCAAAAGGACACAUAAUAAGAUUUACACAUGAAUUCCUGGCUUUUCACCUAAAAGCCAUUUAACGUAAAAAGGAGAUUUACUUUCAGUAUGUCAACAGGGUUUAUGAUUUUAAUAAUAUGUGUACAUGAUUUAUCACUUGCAUUAGAACAGUGCUACCUAAUGGGUGUAGGCAGUUAUUAUAGCUAAUGAUCUGCCAACUAUCACCUACACAUUUGGGACAACUUUCUCAUUAAUCAAUUACUAAUCUAGCAGCAGAAUUUGUAUCCACAGAAUUAAUUUUUCUGGGAAGAGGAAAUUUAACACAUGCACCCACUGUAUAUUACUUCUUGCUGUGAAGGGGAUGAUCUUCUGUUCAUGUCUAUAUAAAAGGGGCAGAUAUCUAUGCUUUGGUAAUUACAGACAUCAUCAGCAUGAUUUCAUGAUUAUUAUUAUUUAUAUAGCGCCAGCAAAAUUCCGUAGCGCUGUUCAUGAUAAAAUUUGUCAAAUAGAACACCAGGAGAAUAUGUAUCAGUCUGAUCAUCUGCUUCAUAAAUAAGGAGAGGAGACUGUAAAGAGAAUGUCUGUGUAGGGAUUCCCAUUAGUGUUAAUUUUGUCGACUAAAACUAAAAUAAUUCAGAUGACUAAAAUACGACUAAAACGGCUUUUUAGUCAAGACUAUGACUAAAACUAAUUUUAAAUUUGCAGCCAAAAGGAACACUGCUUCCCAUACCUCCAUUCUAUCCACACUCUACCCCCAUUCUAUCCACACUCUACCCCCAUUCUAUCCACACUCUACCCCCAUUCUAUCCACACUCUACCCCCAUUCUAUCCACACUCUAUCCCCAUUCUAUCCACACUCUACCCCCAUUCUAUCCACACUCUUUCCCCAUUCUAUCCACACUCUACCACCAUUCUAUCCACACUCUACCCCCUUUCUAUCCACACUCUAUCCCCAUUCUAUCCACACUAUAUCCCCAUUCUAUCAACACUCUACCCCCAUUCUAUCCACACUUGAAUAGGCCGCAUUUGUUCGAUUUUGCCUCCGGUGGGCCUCUGUCUCACUUCCAACCUCCGCUGUGUGCUGCAGGCAGGUCGGGAUGCAGAUGAGUCGGUGGGUGAGUGAUUUUUUUCAGCUUGAACUUGUUAAUGACGGCUUGUAUUGCCCGAGUAGGAGAGGAGCCCAGGCAAGAUGCGACUCUCCAGCAUGGCAGCCAGGCCCUGCCCCCCUCUCUUUAUUUAUUUUUAAUAACAGGAUUGGUUGAUGAUAUCUCCAUAUAUGCAAUGCAAAAAGUGGCUUGCUGCCUCUUUAUUACCCUGCAUUGUAGGUUCUAGAAUGGACUGUUUUGUUAAUUUUGUUUAAUUGUUAUUUUAUUUUUGCACUACUACACGAACUGCCAUGUGGGUGGCUUUACUGGUGUUUCACUUUGAUAAUCCAUUAACUAAGGGAAUCCAUUGCAUGCUACUAUAGAGUUGGGUAAUUGAAACAUCUGUUUAGCAGCUGUUGAUUCAAUUAAUUGUAAGGAGUGUAGACCGAUUGCUUUAAAUUCUUCUUGGAAAAGAAACUAUAUAUAUUCAGUGAUUUGUUGUCACAUGUGUUAAGUGCACUGGAACUUAUUCCGGUUAUGUGCUAUGUAUAAUUUCAUAGAUGGAGCCACGUGCCAUGGCAAAACAUGCUUUGGUUGGCCCAUGCAGAACUUGCAGUCUCCAUUAAUGGGCCAGUGAGGGAGAUUGUUGAUCUUGCAAGCUCCGGCACUUUCGCUGGUAGUAUUUAAAAGUUGCUAUGGUGUCCUGCACCAAUGCUCUGACACUAUCAGAGCCACAUCUUGCUAAAAAAAUACACAACGUCUGCACCUGGUGAAUGUGCAGACCAGAGGAGUUCACAGGUGGACCACCAGGAAUGUCAUGUGGUCUGUUACCAGAGAAGGCCCAUGGUAGGGUGGAGGGGACCAAAAGAGUCAUUGCACUACGCGACAACAAACUUAGUGGCAAUGAUUACAGGGAAUGCAAUAUAAUAUAUACAUGUAUAUUACAUACCAACAUGUAUAUUUGAAAAAUUAUUCAAAGUAUAAUUUUAACCCCUCCAUUUAAUCUUAACCUGUACAAACUAUAGAUUUGGAAUCCACAUACAGCUACAUUCUAUCCCUAAAAGUAAUUGCAGAAUCCUGGCCUCACCUUUGCACCUCAUGUCCAGUCUGUUGCUAAAACCUGUCGAUUCCAGCUUAAAAACAUUGCCCGCAUAGGCCCCUUUCUUAACCCAAGAUGCUGCCAAGGAGCUUGUUCAUGCUCUAGUAAUCUCUUGCAUGGAUUACUGUAAUUCCCUCCUAAUUGGUCUCCCCAGAAGCCAUACUGCCCCCCUACAAUCUGUGAUGAAUGCUGCUGCCAGGCUGAUUUUUCUCUCCUGUCGCUCAUCUCACACCUCACCCCUCCGGUGACCCUUAUACUGGCUUUCUGUAACCUACAGGUAUCAAUUCAAAAUACUAACCCUUACCUAUAAAGCCCUAACCAACUCCAGCCCCUCUUACAUUUCUUCACUGAUUCUUAGGUAUGCCCCCUCUCGGUCUCUCCGGCUCCGUUCCACUGAUAAAUUUCUCCCGUCUGCUGCUCACACCCUUACUGCAAAUUCACGCCUGCAAGACUACUCACGGGCGGCUCAUUUUCUUUGGAACAGCCUGCCUACCCCUGUCAGACUCUCCCCUAGUCUUCAAUCCUUUAAAAAGUCCAUCAAAACCCAUCGUUUCAGGAUUGCUUAUAGCAUCCAAGAGCAACUUCUAUCUCUCAAACCUUCAUCUUGUUCUCUACUAAAGGGCCACACUCCACUCUCACCUCCAGUUCUGCUACUUUCCCACCAUGUCUAUUUGCUGUCUCUCUCAAUACCCUUCCUAUUGUGUUUUUAUACCCCACCUCCUCUUAUUGUUCCUGUUACAUUUUUGUUAUUGUCUCAUUUGGUAAAUUCCCCUCUUAUUGUAAAGCGCUGUGGAAUAAGCUGGCACUAAAUAAAUAAUAACCAAUAAUAAUUAUUAUACCAUUUGUAUCUAUUAGAGUAGGAGUGCCCAAAUGAUAGAUCCCCAGAUUAUAGAACUACAACCCCCAUGAUGCUUUGCAUGCCUUUAGAGUGCAUUUGGAAGGGCAAAGCAUCAUGGAGCCUUUCGUUUUUUAAAACAUCUCUCAAACACCCCUGAUUUAGAGUUUGAGAGACAGCCGCCCUGCUGUUUAUAGUCACUAUAGUGUAAGAGAAGAAAAACAAUUCAGGUUGUUAUAUGUUUUGAUCUAUACAUUUGCUGUUGAUCUCACAAGGAUGGACUUUCAUGCAAUUAGUGGAUGAUAGGUUAACUGUAAGGGCAAGAAUCAGAUAAUGCAAGUUUCUUAGAAAUGAUAUAACAAUGCCAUUUAAAGUUCCUAUUUGGCUUUUUUGGAAGAAUUAGUACACAAACAACAGUGCUGUUUAACAGUACAUAUAAACACUAAUAAACAUGUUCUACUAGAAUUAGACUAUACCAUGCCAGGUUGUAGAUUUUAUUGGCUAAAUUUGUCAGUGACCGGGGCAUGUGUCAGGUACUACAGGAAAUAGAUAUCUCCUACUAGGAACCUGCAGCACUUUGGCACAGUUUAGUAAAUGUUAAAUUGCGAAACGUUGGAGAGUGUAAAACGUCUAUUAUUUGCAUGUAGCAUUAUCUAUCAGAUAAAAAUUUGACUUCAUGGCAUGUGUUUACACAGAUCUGUGAGUUGCUUUCCUAUUGCCCUUGUACACAUUGAUCAUAUGUAGAUUGUUUUAGAGAUUCGCUUUUUUUCUCAUAAUUAGCAAUAGAGCAAAUCAGCACUGGCUAAACAUAUACUGAAAUAAACUGGAUAGAUAAGAAUUGGAGACCAUUUUUCAUAACCCAACUGUCAACAUGAAAUUUACAACAUAAAAAAAUGUUAUGUUAAACUUUUUGUUAAAACAGAUCCUGUGCAAAUGUAAUUAUAAUGUGUGUGUGUGUGUAUAUAGGUAUUUCAGUCGACCAUGGUGUUUUCUUAAAGAUGUCUUCAGAACCAUGGCUUAGUGGAUCCUAGGAGACAGGCAGGGGCAUUGGUGGGGAGGAGGCAUAGAGGGCUGAAGCCCUGUAUGAGGAAUACAAGUCAUAUGGGGUCCUUUAGUUUAGCAACCCCUGUGUUCCUCAUACUGAGGGUAGCACUAGCAUAGAUAUCAGAGCCUUCUGUGAUUCAUUUUAUAUAUGACUAAAAUGAAUAUUAUAGUUUGUCAACUCAAAGAUAUGAGAGAAAGAGUGAAGAGCACAGGAAGAGAGCACACUGAGGACCACCAUUCUUUCUCCUGUUAGAUAACCAGCGAUGGUGGCCAGGUUUAGAACAGUCUGGGUUGGGAGACAGCAAGAUGCUCUUUAAAUAUUUUGAAAACAUCCAUGCAUAGUAUCCACUGAUAUUUAGUUGAACCUCUGUCACCAUGAAUGUACAUGAUAGCAGCAUGAAAUCUGUGUAUGGUUCAAAUUACAGAAGGAUGGACAGGGGGAAAAGGAACGGGCAGAAAAUCACUGGUGAUUGAGUGUUUCUUAUUUGUUUUUCUCUGUCUUAGGAUGAAACGGACAAUAUUUCCUGCCAGGAACAAAUCAAUCGAUCCAUCUACUGGGCAGAUGGUUUUGUGUUUGUAUACUCAAUCACAGACUACAACAGCUACCGGGUGAUUAGACCUCUUUUCCAGCAUUUGCGUAAAAUUCACCCCAAUACCAAGAUCCCUCUUCUUCUGGUGGGCAAUAAAGCUGACCUUUUGAGGGCCAGACAAGUGGAUUUUGACGAGGGUCUCCAGCUGGCUAACGAACUGACCGGAUCCUAUGCUGAGGUAUCUGCCCGUGAAAACUAUGAGGGAGUAUAUGGUGCUUUUUACCAAUUAUGCCAAGAAGUAGGCAAGAUGCUCUUCAGCUGUAAUGGGGAGAAACGGAGGGGACUUCAUCUUGUGCGACCCCGAUCUCCCAACAUGCAGGAUCUGAAAAGACGCUUCAAACAGGUGUUGUCAUCUAAAGUGAAGUCGACGACUACCCUCUGACCACAGCCUGAACGGAAAUUUAUUAGAACAUCUUUAAGAAUUUUGUCUAGUGUAUGAAACAUCAAACAAUGAUAUUAUUUGGUUCCAGUUGCUGCGCAAACGAUUUGUGCCAUUUUUAAUGUAAGUGCAUGGCACACUUGUCAUGGAUGCUACGCUUCCAUCAUUUUGAGGAGUAAAAGGGUGAAUCACAAGCCUGUUUAUUUUGCAAAUAAUUUUAUUUUUAUGAUUAAAAUCCACAUAAAUUACCGUUACAAUCCCACAAUUUGAAACAUGAUUCCCUAUUGAAGAAAAUUUUUAUUUUUAUUUUUUAUCUUUAAAAUACUUCAAAUCCAUAGCUUUCCGUGGUAAUGUGUAGUAUAGGCAGAAGUAAGCUGAAAAUCACAAAUUUACAGGUGCUCCAGAGCAUCUAGGUUUUCCCCUCCCCAUAUGAAGUCAUGUAAUAAAUAAAGUAAGCGUGUUAAUUUGUGAAUACAUACCCUUUUUAUGCAUUGUAGAAUCUCUUUCUGAUUGGGUUGCUUUAAAAAUAUCCAAAUCUCUGGAAAAACUAAAUUUAAGGCUUGUCCUCAAAUUCUAGGUCAGUAGCAGGGUAUGUAUCUGAGUGUUCACAUAAUUAUUUGUGUUAUAUAAUGCAGAAACCUUAACACGGGAUUAAAAUAACAAUAUGUAUGAAAAUAUAGCAGAGUGCACUGACGUAUAUUGUUUUUCUUGAGAUGUGGAAUGUAUUACAAGUACAAAUAUAGCAGGGAUAUGACACAAAUAAAUUGCCAAUCGUGGGAAUAUCUUUAACCCUAAUAUUUUGCAACACGUCUAGGUCUUCAAAAGGAGGAAACUCAUGAGAAAAAUGACUUUGUGCCUGAACAAUAUUGUAACAUCUUACAGUUUGAAGGUCAAGCAAAUCAAAUUAUCAAGAAACAUAAGCAAAAAUGGCUAACUAUUCCACCUACAAAAUAAACUGCACUGAGUAGAUCUCCAUCCUGCCCUUUUUUAUUAAAUGGGCAGUGCUAUAUACUUCUAGGUGCAAUUAUUUAAACAGGAAAUAAAUUGUGGAGGUAAGAGGAAGAUGGUGAUGGAGUUAGAAGGGAUUAUUUUUCUUUUGCAACUUUAAGCAGAUAAAUACAACUAUUCUUAUGUCUAAAAAUUAGGUCACGGUCUAGUUGUAGUAAGUUCACAAUGAUGUGUGUGUGUGUGUGUGUGUGUAUAUAUAUAUAUAUAUAUAUAUAUAUAUAUAUAUAUAAUGAUGUACAUAAACAAGUGCACAAAUUUCCUAAUGCAUAGAUAUGCGAAAUUAAAACACACUCAACGUUAAUAAUAAUAAUGAUAGUUUAUUAAUGUUGAUGUUUAGAUAUGUUUUUAGCUAAUUGUGCACUUCAUAUAACUGUCUGUUUAUGUGUCUGUACAUCAAUGGUGCUAAUCCUAGACGAUACAACACUAAUCUUAUAGACCAGUGAUUCCUAACCCAGUCCUUAAAAAACACCAAUAGUUCAGGAUUUAGGCAUUUCCUUAUUCUGUUCCUAUCUAAAUACUGAGAAAACCAGGACUGUUAUAGUAAGUCCAAAUUCCCCCGAUCCAAUUCACACAAUAAGAGACUACCAUCAUUUACAAUAUUUAUUAACUUCUGGAUUUUGCAAAGCACCCCCCAAAAUGAGAUUGAAUGUAUUCCAGAUUUCAGCCGGUACAAAAUGUAACCAAACUGCUGAAAUUUAAAACUAAGUUAUAGAAAUAAGCAACAUUAAUUCCACAUUAACAGAAUUGGCCACUUUUUGCCUGUAGAUUUGGAUGAACGUUUUGGAUGAACUGAAUUUGUAGACAGAUAAUAACCAAUUCUAAUACAAUCUAUUGCAUUGCAAAAAUCUGCCAUUAGCACAAUUUAAAUCCUCUAGAUUUUAAACUCUUUUGAGCAGAGUACUCAUCAACCUAUUAUUACAGUAACAUUGUGUAAUUCUAUCAUUUAUUGUUAAAUUUCCCCCUUCAUAAUAUUGUAAAGCACUGCAGACUAUGUUGGCGCUAUACGCAUGCCGAUAAUGAAUAAUCAACAAACUCACUCUUAUAAUGAAAACAUAAAGGUUUGUAAAAAAAAUACAUGUAAUUUGAUAUCGGGACUCAAAGAAUCCACUGACAGUAGCGAGUGGAAAUUCGGCCGUGACAUCUGUGCCAUGGAACCCCUAGGGAUUGACAUGCUUUGGCACUCCAGCUGUUGUGUACUACAUCUCCCAUAAUGCUCUAACAGCUAUAACGAUGGCAAAGCAUCAGGAGAGGUGUAGUCCAUAACAUCUGGAGUGUCAGAGGUUACCUACCCCUGCCCUAUUGUCUUUCAGGAUUCUAAGUGCUGAUGCCAAUUGAUGUCAUUUCCCCCCCCAAACUUGAGGGAGCUCUUGUUCAUGUGACCUCUGAUGUAACAUAUGAUGUCACUGUUCUCGUUCAUGCACACAAGAUUGUAUACUCAAGACAGCAGCAAUGUUGACUCCAAUGCAUGUAGCUACAUUGUUAGGAGUAGAAAACAAGAGAAAAACGAAAAGCCCCAGACGUCACCAUGCAGAAGUGAAAGUAACAUUUACAAAUGGGGCAGAUGUUGUAUGCAUUAUUUUUUACAUGGCUUCAAUUUUUGUCAUGUUAGUGGUAUAUUAAAAUGCAAUAUGUCACAUCUGUUUUCCUUUAAACCUCAGAAUACACAUUGAGUUGGCAGGAAAAGUUCUUGGAACAUCUCGUGACAAACAAAUCUUAACAAGUCUCAUAUAAAUGAAACUUUAAGAAUUUAAAGGAAAAAGUUUCUCAAUUAAUUUGAUUUUGAAAUUUGAAUAACACUGCUCUACUAUUUAAUGUGUUAGAUGCAUAAAAAAUCCUCCUGGAUGAGGUUAAAAUAUAAUAGAAUAUUAGAGUGUACUCUUAAUGUUUCAGAUCUACAGUUUUGUAGCAGGGUAAAUUUGUAAAUUAUGGUCUUAGUAUGUUUCUAUUUUUAUUUUAUUUUGUUUCAUCUUGUGUGACGCAUUCUACCAUGUUAUGCUUUUAGUGAAGUCUGUAGUAGCUUCUUUGUGAUAAAUCCAAGUGGGUAACAUAUUUUUUUUUUUGUUUAUUUUUUUGUUUGCUGACAAAUCAUUCCUACUUCCUUUAUAUUAAAAAACAAUUAUAUUUUAA
Pelobates cultripes (western spadefoot toad) is the source of this 39017-nucleotide messenger RNA. Lineage: Eukaryota; Metazoa; Chordata; Amphibia; Anura; Pelobatidae. The record is from the annotation of a GenBank genome assembly.